Cadophora gregata is the source of this 2821-nucleotide messenger RNA. RefSeq lists its product as uncharacterized. The record is from RefSeq and is a predicted model, not a curated record. NCBI's taxonomy places the organism in Eukaryota, Fungi, Ascomycota, Leotiomycetes, Helotiales, Ploettnerulaceae. The transcript is spliced from 2 exons. Bases 137 to 1648 code for a protein of 503 amino acids.
GCCUGUGUGACAUGAAAUAUCUUGAUCUCGACGUCAGGCUCUGUCGAAAGCCCCCCCUUCUGACUAUCGAAAAGAAGUGCUCAGCCAAAGAAUCAAAUUACGACUUCAAGUUCUCUGCAUUGGCGAAGCAAAUAGAAUGUCUUCUGGUGAUCAGGCCACGAGAACUUUGGAAGGAGUCUUAUCUGGAAAUCGUCCUAUACUUUACCCUCCUUACACUCUUCGUGACGACACCACUUUUCCAUUGAGAACUGCGCCUCUGUACAUGUGUGAACUCUGUCAGUCCAUGGUAGAUAAUUGGGGUAAUGAUUGGAGGGUCAUUGCACAUCACAACACCAUGGCCGGAUUGGAACAGUCUGCGCUACAAGGGUGUGGACUCUGCCGUCAGUUUCUGACUGCCGCCAUGCGGCAUUCCUCCUCGCUUGCAGAAAAUCGACCAGGAGAGACAGGAUUCAUUUACAGAACCACUCUAGGAUCCGAAUCUGAAUGGAACCUCAGACUGAUCAUUAAUGAAUCUCCUAGUCGCUCCCCCGGAGCGAUGAGUGUGAUCGACUUAAUUCCAACCGAUCAGCCAGCAUUUGAAUACGACGCAAUCAUCACCUCCCCAAGCACGUUGGAUGGUAUGCAUCUUUGUAAGAAGUGGCUGCAAACUUGUGUUGAAAGACACAAGAUAUGUUCCUCCAAGAAUAGCGAAUAUAAACCCCCGUCCAGGCUGCUUGCUAUUGGCGGGGCUUCAAUUCUUUUGUAUGAAACAAAAGGGGAAGCGAAAUCGAUCCAAUACGCAACUCUAAGCCAUUGUUGGGGUGGUAAAGAGUUCUUGAAGCUAAAGAGGCGUAACUUGGCAAGUUUCUGUCUCAGUAUUCCAUUGGAUAUACUAUCAAAAACUUUCCAAGAUGCAAUUUUCAUUGCUCGGUAUCUCGGCUUCGACUACAUAUGGAUUGACUCGCUAUGUAUCAUUCAAGAUGACGAAGAGGACUGGGAAAGGGAGUCUAGUCUCAUGACCGAUGUAUAUGGAGGCUCUGCAUUGAACAUAGCAGCAGUGAGUGCUGAAGAUGGCGGUGUUGGCUGCUUCUUUCAAAGGGAGAGGACUUGGAGAACUCAACUGACUCUGAAAACCCACUCCGGAACAAUACUUCAUGAUGUGAAGUCACCUAACUAUCUUGCCAUUCGACGAACGCCAUUAUUCAGGCGUGGCUGGGUGCUCCAAGAACGAUAUUUACCUCCUCGUACCUUAUACUUUCAUGAAAGAGAGAUAUUUUGGGAUUGCAAAGAGACUUCCUGUGCUGAAUCAGGCUCCAUAGACGAUGAAAAUUUCAUUUCCGGGAAGGUUAAUCGUAACAAGUGGUGGUCAAUGGUCUCGCGAUAUUCAAGGAUGAGUUUAACCAAGCUCAGCGACAAGCUCAUCGCAAUCGGGGGGCUAGCAAAACUCAUUCAAAGCCAGACUGGAGACGAAUAUGUUGCAGGCUUAUGGAAAAAGGAUGUGGAGAUCCAACUACUGUGGUGGUCGCACAAAUCAAAGAGAACAGAGAUAUAUGUAGCACCGACAUGGUCUUGGGCCUCGGUUGAAGGCAUCGUCUAUGCCCCUUUAAUAACGAUAGAUGGGAGUGAGACGGAACCAUACAUACAAAUGUGCAGCCUGGUCGCUGAAUAGACUUCAUCCGGCCCAUUUGGACAAGUCAACGGUGGUACCAUCCGACUGAAGUGCAAGUACUUCCAACCAUGCAGGUUUGAGCGUCAUGUCAAAUACGCCGUAGGGCCAAGUAUGAUUCUAGACGGCAAUAAUGAGUUCUGGGGAAGUUUUAAAUUCGAUUGCCCCCAUUUAGAAGCUUCGGCGUUCAGGAAUGAUAUCAAUGAAGAUGAAGAAUAGGAAGAAAUAUCGUUGGAGGGGCAAAUGCCUGAUAAAGAUCAACGACCAGGAGGAGAAAAGGCCGACAGAAAGGAAUUCUUUGUUUUACCUAUACUGCGAGAUAAGGGACUAAUACUUGAAGCGAUCGAAGGUAGACAAGGCCAGUACCGACGCGCGGGGGAAUUUUCUGUCUCUUAUUGGGAUCAAAAACUAGCAGAAUUCCUGGAGGCAUCAACACCUGUCGCUAACGACUGUAUUGAGGUCUCUGUGGAUGAAAAUGGAGAAACGAUCUAUAUGAUAGAGAUCAUCUGAGGCUAGUUUACUCAUCAAAAAAUACCGAGAGUGAGUGAGUCACGUCCCAGUUCAGUGGUUAUUGCUGAUGUUCAAAGCCGGAGCUCCGAGGGAGAUAAAGUGGGCGGACGAUGGAGAUAUUCAGGAAGUUCAAUAUUGAUUCUUUUGAAAAUGAUAUUACUCUAUUGGCUUAAAGUUUUCUUUUCUCUGCUUUGGAUAUUCAUUCCCGCGCCUGAAUUUCUGGUUUCGCAGUAGCUUCAAUUACCGUGCUUCGGUACAAUAACCAGCCCCGAUGAUUACAAUUCCAACUAAAUUUCACAUGCUCCACCGUAGUUUUCUCCCUUCAUUACCUUCAUUGUGUAAUUACAGGAUAGUCUCAUCGUCCUGUAAGAUGGCGGGAAACGGCAAAAUCGUCGGGGAAGGAGAUAUACCACAGUGUCUGACACCUACAACAACGACGUACGCCCAAAGGAAAGAAACGGCAGAGCUAUGUGCAAGAGGGGUAUUGGCUGGAAGAGCACACCGAGACCGGACUCAAGAAGAGCGAAAGGCUUCCCGGACCACAAAACCCGAAGUUUGGUUUUACACAACAGACAGCCACUUGAGAACAACUAGCUAGGCAGUAUUCCGCACUAGGUCACUAGUAUUUGCAACAUGUAGUGCACCAAGUUAAAUUUCAAGGAGACC